AUGGAUGCUGAUGAAACAUAUCGUAUUCAACGUAUUAAUUCUAUAAUAGUACCUACAAAUAAUGAUAAAUAUGGUGGUACAAUUUGUUGUCAUGAUAAUCAAUUAAUUUAUAAUGAUUAUGAUCGAAGAACUCAAAGCUUUUAUUUAACUUUCAUACCUGACAUAAAUGUUCUAAGAACAAAACAUAAUAUUUAUCGGUAUGAACCAGAUGUUACAAGUGGUCCUAGUGAUGAUGAAUUAAUUCAAGACAUUGCAUAUUCAAAUAAACUUUCUGGCUAUUUAGUACUUAAUCGUGUACGUUUACGUCUAUUUAGACCUAACACAAAUGAUCUUAUUGAGUUUCAAACAUUUGGCGAUCGUACUUUGAAACGACUAUCAUGUAGUGACACUUUUAUUUAUUUAGUUGUUGCUCGUAAUACACGUAGGUAUAAUGGUGACGAAAUUCUUCUAAUUGAUUAUAAUAAAGAAGAACAAGCAUGUAAAACAUUCCAUGAUGUAAUGUCACAUCGAAUAAAUCGAGGAACUGGACCAAUAGUUGGUAAUAUAAGUGAUCUAGCUGUCGGUUCAAAUGAACAAGUAACAAUUGGUUAUUGUUUGGAAAGUCGUCAUGAAGUUGGUAUUUGUUUAUUUAAGGUUUCAAAUUAUGGUAGAGCAUGGACACUCAUUAAACAUUUAUUACUUGAUGAUUGUUGGCAUAAUGAUUUAUCAUGUACACCAAGAGUUGAGUGGUGUGAAAAAUUAAAUGUCAUUAUUGUUAUUGAAUAUAUGACGGGUCAUUUAAUAAUGCUUGAUCGAAAUGGUCUAGUCAAAGGUGAAUGUCUUUUUAUGGAUGUAGAAAAUCCACAUGAGGCACCAAUUAAUUUAAGUAUAUCAACGAAUGCUUGGCUCUGUGCACGAUAUGAGUCAUCAAUUGUUAUUCAUAAAAUCACUUCAUAA
Rotaria sp. Silwood2 is the source of this 936-nucleotide messenger RNA. NCBI's taxonomy places the organism in Eukaryota, Metazoa, Rotifera, Eurotatoria, Philodinida, Philodinidae. The record is from the annotation of a GenBank genome assembly.